AUAUCGGUCUUUCCUUCUCAAAUGUUCGAAAUGGCCUCUUAUGCCUCUCUUUUGGAGUUUAUACACCAAAAGGGAGAGCAGUGGUCGUCAGGUAUACUGUGGCCCCAUAGAGUCAGAUAUGCGUUCGACAAGAACAACAAAUUGUUUUCAGGAACUGAUCUCGAUCAGUUCGAGAAAACGAUCGGUCCUGUCUUACCAACAUGUCGACAACUAGGGUUGCCCAUGGUUGAAGGCCGACUGGGUCAGUCGGUUGAGGGAGGAGGUAAGAGAAGAGUAUUCGCCAUAGGAAACUAUAUCAAUCAAAGACUACUCAAACCAGUCCAUGACUGGUUGAUGUCUGUGUUGAGAAUGUUGCCCAUGGAUGGCACGUUCAACCAGGAAGGUCCUCUUGAUAGAUUAGAGGGCGAACGCCAUGUGUUCUCAUAUGACUUGAAGAAUGCCACCGACAGGUGGCCUCUCCUCUUGUUAUUUGAGGUCAUGUCGGCGGCCUUUGAUCGGUCGUUCGCUUCAGCUGUAGUGAACUCGGCUCUUGCGAUGAACGCAUUUGUUGUGCCGUUUGUCAAAAGAAAGUUUUUUCACUUGUCAGCUUUAUUGCAGGACAACCCUUAGGGUACUAUGCCUCUUGGCCUCUCUUUGCACUAUCCCAUCAUAUAUUGGUGUGGUAUUGCGCCGAAC
Quercus lobata is the source of this 675-nucleotide messenger RNA. RefSeq names its product Mitovirus RNA-dependent RNA polymerase. Bases 22 to 609 code for a protein of 195 amino acids. The transcript has a single exon. The record is from RefSeq and is a predicted model, not a curated record. Lineage: Eukaryota; Viridiplantae; Streptophyta; Magnoliopsida; Fagales; Fagaceae.